Molecule: messenger RNA, 5460 nt
Organism: Hydractinia symbiolongicarpus
Lineage: Eukaryota; Metazoa; Cnidaria; Hydrozoa; Anthoathecata; Hydractiniidae
Product: transient receptor potential cation channel subfamily M member-like 2
Exons: 30
Coding region: 83-4351 (1422 amino acids)
Biological process (GO): monoatomic cation transmembrane transport
Cellular component (GO): membrane
Molecular function (GO): monoatomic cation channel activity
Source: RefSeq, a predicted model, not a curated record
AAAGCAGAGUCUUAAGAAGACAGUGUUGUUUCGUUAAUUUGGACAAAGCGUGCACGGGGUAUUCUUUGAUGCAAAAUAAAGAAUGUGGCGUGUAAAGCCUACCAAAAAUGAAUACAUUGAAAUUGAUGGAACUGGAUUCGACAAUCCAAAUGGCGGUAAUACGAUUUACCCAAAGACGCAAAGUGAGUUCGAAAUCAUACCCGACGACGCAGAAGAAGGCGACCAAGAUGUAUUUGAUGACAAUAUUCCACCUAUAACUGUUCAAACGCCCGUCGUAUUUCGCGGAAGUGCUUCAAAGAAACGAGCCUAUUACUGUUGCGUAAAGUUUGAUGAAGAUGAGAGUAGAUUGCACAGAAUGAUGAUACAUAGCUGGCAGUUUGACAAGGGAACCGAAUUAUUGAUAUCAGUUGUUGGAGAAAAAGAAAAGCUUAAUAUUUCUGAGAAUGUGUCAAGGUCUUUAAAACACGGAUUACAAGAGAUUACUUCAAAGACGAAAACCUUGAUUGUCACAGGAGGUUGGGAUAGUGGCAUUAUGAAAUUUGUUGGCAAAGCAGUAGGAGGAAGGCCUACGAAAGUUAAACUUUUAGGUGUGGUUGAAUGGAAGAGGGUUAGUGGUAGAAAAUCAUCUUUAAUCAAACCAAGCUGGGCGUCGUAUAGUGUGUACCCACCACCAGAUAAUGUAAUAAAACCAGGAGAGAUUUUACUAGAUUCAAAUCAUACACAUUUCGUGUUAGUGGGUGAUGGUUCACGUAAAACAACACAAGAAGUAGUUAAAAAUCAGGAAGUCAGAUACCGAGCAAAAUUAGAAAAAUACGUGCAGCAAAAAUUGGAUACAAAUGUUGUUCAAAUUGUUGUCGGCGGCGAUGCUACGACAAUUGAGCAAAUCACUGCCUGUUUAAAUGGUUCAAAUGAAUCGAUUAUACCCGUGGUAAUCGUUAACGAUAGUGGUGCGGCAGCCAAUCUUAUUUCAUUGGCUUAUUCACUACAAAUAACAGGUGUUCAUUCAUAUCACCUUACAGCAGUCAAAGACGAAGUAGUUUUAUUCAAUAAAAUUGAAUCUCAUUUUCCUGAACAAAACAAGUCCCAAAGAAUGAAGACUUACCAAAACAUUCUUUCAUGUAUGCAGAUGAGGCAGUAUAUAACAAUAUGCAAUGCCGAAACCAAAGAAGAUUUAGAGGAAGCCAUUCUUCGAGCAUUGAUGACUGUUAACAAGCGCGAUGAAGAGGGUAAAACCGAGCUAACAGUUUCACAGCUAAAUCUAGCAUUGCAUUGGAAUCUACGUGAUAUAGCUGGACAGUUUAUACCACCCAUAAAAGCCACUGGUGAUAACUUAAUGAAAGAAUCCAUGUAUAACGCAUUGUUGGAAGGAAAUCGCGAUUUUGUCGAAUUGCUCUUACUGAACGGAUUUGAUAUGGAAUCAUUUCUUACUUAUGGGGUGUUAGAGAAACUGUACGUGAAGACGCUCGGAGAAAACGACAAACUUGCUCAAUUUCUGAUCAAAACAACAAGCAAAGGAAUCUACAAAAUGAUGAAAAAUGGAGACACUGAUUACCUAAAAUUGCCUCAUAUUAAAAAAGGAUUGGUUUAUUUGCUCGACAUGGAUGUAAUGCCACACUAUAAAGAAUACAAACUCAAUGAAAAAUUUAUGUACCCAUUCAACGACCUAUUUAUUUGGGCAGUUGUAUCAAAUUUAAAUGAUCUAGCCCUGUUUUUAUGGGAACAUGACGAUGAAGCAAUUGCAAAAGCCCUUGUAGCCAGAAAGAUUACCAUGGAAUUAGCUUUAUGCUAUCAGAACAAACAAGAUGCAAGUUACGACGCAGUAAAAAGGACAAUAGAGAACAGUGCAAGGAUUUUUGGUGAAAGAGCUGUUGGAGUACUGCAGGAGUGUUACAAAAGUGAUCAUGCACUAACGGAAUCCCUUCUCAAAACAGAAUUUCAACGUUGGGGAAGUGAAAAUUGCAUGAAUUUAGCAGUAGCAUGUAAAUUGGAUGAGUUUAUUGGUCAUAUUAGUUGCCAGAAGAUAAUUUACAAGAAAUGGAAAAGCGGACUCGCAUUUUAUGGAAAGUAUGAAGCAAUACAGGUGAUGCUUGGUAUUGUCUCUGCACCAGUUGCAUGGUACUAUAUGAAGCAGUUAGACUCAAGAAAAAGCAGCGAAUCUAAAAGCAAUCAGCAUGAAGAAGAAGAUAAUCAGAAAUCACGUUUUCCAAAAUUGGCAAACUUUGCUAGGUUUUAUACACUACCUGUGACAAAAUAUUGGAUAAACUUUAUGUUUCAUCUUGCGUUCCUGUUCUUGUUUGCCAGUGUUGCUUUACAGAAACUUGCAAACAAGCCUACUUCGACUGAAUGGAUUCUGUUCACCUAUGUUUUAUCGUGCACAAUGGAUGAGAUUCGUCAGAUUUGGGAAUCAAGCAAAAACAAAACAUGUCUGGGAAAGUUAAGGCUUUGGUGGUCCUCUAUUUGGAACAAAUUAGAUUCCAUUUGCAUUCCGUUGUUUUUUGUUGCAAUUGGGUUGCGCAUGUCUGGCGCACCCAAAGUAGCUCGCAUUGGACAAGUAGUAUAUGCGUUAGACCUAAUGUUAUGGGUUGUGCGCCUGUUGGAUGUUUUCACCGUUAGUAAACGUUUGGGUCCAUAUGUGGUAAUGAUACAUAGAAUGUUGGGCGAUCUUUUUAAUUUCUUGGCCAUCAUCUCUAUUUUCAUGUUGGCUUAUGGUAUUGGCAGGUACAGUGUUUUGAUGCCAUAUGAUGAAAUAUCAUGGAAGACCAUUCGAUAUCUUGUCACCAUGCCUUAUUUUGGCAUGUAUAACAAUAUGUUUAUGACAAUCCCACCAAAAGCAAACCAAACAAUUUUUAGUACACCAUACACAGAGGACAGCGAAUUUGAAGAACCUAUUGUAAUCGUUAUAUUGGGUAUUUUCCUCAUCUUUACCAGUGUCAUGCUUGUUAGCAUACUUGUAGCCAUUUUUAAUAACACUUACCGAGAGGUACAGAUCAGAUCAGAACGUGUUUGGAAGGCUCAGUGGUACUACUUAGUGGAAACAUAUGACAAGAGACCACCUUUGCCUCCACCGUUUAUUAUGAUCUGGCAUGCAAUCAGUCUAAUUCAAUUUUUGGUGAAUUUACGUUACAAAACACGACCUCCUGAGUAUCAGGAGCAAUAUAAAAGUGAGGAAUUGUUUGAGAUUAUGAAGAUGGAGGAGGAUAGUAUGAAUACAUACAUUGAGAAUGUUGAAAAAGGUGUACAUGACUCGCCAGAUGAGAAACUGGAAUACUUAAAAGAAAAGUGCAACAGACUAGAGGAAAUGGUUGAAAAAAGUCAAAGCAAGAUUGACAGUUUGACAGAUAGAAUAUUAAAAAAAGCACAAAAAGCUAAAAUUAGAUUGCAACGUAUGCAGAGCAUAAAUACUGAAACGAAAGUUGUAGAAAGAGAAAAAGAUGAAGAAGAUAGCAGUGAAAAGAAAUGGAAUGCAGCCACCACAGAAAUUGUGCUUCAUCAAGAUGACAAGCAAGCGAAGCAACGCUCCAAUGUUUAUCCCCUGUCUCAGAUAAAGCGAUUUGUUGUGGGCGAGGAAUUCCUAUCGUGGAAGAUAGUAUAUCCAGAUUAUGAUCCUGUAGAAUACACGGCUUUGAAUGUAUUGGCUGGUUGCUCACUAAGUGUUGACGAAGAGUAUAACCCAAGAAAGCCUCCAAAAUUUAACGAACUAGACGAGGCUUGUGAUCGACGAAGUUAUAAAGGACCUUAUGAGUUGGAUCCAAUGAUUGGGUUGCCAUUAAACCCUUCAGGACGAACAGGAAUUAAAGGAAGAGGUAUGUUAAGACGGUAUGGUCCUAAUCAUAUCACUGAAGCAAUAUUUACAAGAUUUAGGGAAUUGAACCAGUCCACAAAACAUCAGCUGCUUGAAGUUUUGGUCCUUGAGGAAAGCCAAAGAGAAUAUUAUUUACCAUCGGAUGAAGUUAAACUCGGUAUCAAUCCUGAAGACAAUCUUCCAAAUUCUCUAAAGUCGAUUUUCAACAUUUCAACAUUAAAACAGCUCAAGUUAAGUGACAGUGCUAUUUCAACAUCAAUGGAAGCACUGAGAGGUGUUAUAGUCAACAGACACGUGAUAUAUGAAGGAUUUCUUGAUGAUGAAAGAAAUACUGAUAAUGCAUGGAUCGAAACUGCGGUGUACAACUAUCACCUGGCUCCUGAAGAAUUGUCAAUUGGGAAGUUCUUUUUGAACGAAAAUAAACUGAAGGAAUCGAAAUUGAAGUGGAUGAAACUUACUGAAAACACACCAUUAUUAGAACACGACAAGUUGUGGUAUCUCAAGGAAGUAGCGAAACAGCAUGGUGGAUUUUUUAGUGAACGUAAAUAAAGCGUAGUGUAGCAUGUUAUGAAUUAAAACUAUCAAAAUUUUGAGAUCACUGGUAGAAUACCAGUGAAAGUGAAACGCAUGAAGUAUUUCAUUACUUUUUAACCCAUGGAGGCGUUUUAUCCAACCAUACGGUCAGACGAAUACAAAGCAGGGGUCAGAUCAAAGUAUAUGUUGCCUAAUUUGACGAAUCCAUUGCUUCUUUAGUUUGUUUUGUUAACGACUUAAAAUUGAUCCACAUAUUCUAUCGUUUCACGAAGCGAAUUGUGAAUGGCGAAUUCGGCGGCGAAUUAGCUGUGAAAUAUCUUUUAGACUUCCACGUGAAACAAAAAGCAUGUGGCGAAUUUAAAAUUCUAAAUGUAAGUACUCUGAGUAUUAAAAUAAGGCAGUUAUUUUGAAUUCUUACCAGUAAUGAGCUUUCCUAAGAAUAAACGCUAUUAGAAAAUCCCCCGACUGUGUGCCAGCAAAAGUACAAUCACUCUUGACUACCAACCAUAUCACAAUGAAGGAGAAAUUGUGUCUACUUUACGACAAAGCGAAUUUUUGAAAGCAAAAUGAAAACAAACAAAAUUGCACAUGCUCAGAUACCUUUCGCCGGUAAAUUCACUGUCCAAUUUGCUUCGUGCAAAUCUUCUUAAGGUGUGGGAUUUUAUAAAAAAUUGUAGAGAAUUUUUUUUUUUAUGAUGUUCAGUAUAAUAAUAGAAAUAUAUUUUGUUUAGUUUAAGUGUUAUCAUUAUGAUAAUGAUUUUCAAAUUUAUAAUUUGUUAGAAUUAGUAGUAGCAUAUUUUUUGAAAUAUAACCAAUGAGCAAUGUUUCUUAGAAUUUUAAAAUUGAUGUUUUAGUUCGAAUUCUGCAAGGAAAAUGACCGUUUUUUCACUAGUAUUUAAUAUUCACGAUCAGCAUCAAGUGGACAAUACUACGAAGAAAUUUCCAGAUUUCUUAACAAAUAGGGUAACUAGAUUACGUUUGGAAUUUACUUGACGCGAUUAAUCUUAUUUCACCACGAUAGUAUCAUCCACUUCGAGAACUGAAUCGAACACAAAAUUUAAAAAUGUUAUUGUCGACGUUACGCAAGUUUGGUAUUUUAUCCCAACUAGUCGGUGGCCCGUAGA